Messenger RNA from Leptonychotes weddellii (Weddell seal), 403 nucleotides. RefSeq names its product keratin, type II cytoskeletal 2 oral-like. Gene Ontology annotation, biological process: keratinization; intermediate filament organization. NCBI's taxonomy places the organism in Eukaryota, Metazoa, Chordata, Mammalia, Carnivora, Phocidae. Gene Ontology annotation, cellular component: keratin filament. Gene Ontology annotation, molecular function: structural constituent of skin epidermis. The record is from RefSeq and is a predicted model, not a curated record.
AUGACUCUUUCCUGGGAACAGUUGGGGGAGCUGCAGACCACGGCCGGCAGACACGGGGAUAACCUGAAGAACACCAGGAAUGAGAUCUCAGAGCUCAACAGGAUGAUCCAGAAGCUGCAGGCCGAGAUUGAGAGUGUCAAGAAGCAGAAUGCCAACCUGCAGACGGCCAUUGCUGAUGCAGAGCAGUGCGGGGAGCUGGGCCUCAAGGACGCCAAUGCCAAGCUUCAGGACCUCAAGGCCGCCCUGCAGAAGGCCAAGGAGGGCCUGGCCCGGCUGCUGCGUGAGUACCAGGAACUGAUGAAUGUCAGGCUGGCCCUGGACAUUGAGAUCGCCACCUACCGGACCCUCCUGGAGGGCGAGGAGUGCAGGAUGUCUGGAGAGUGCCAGAGUUCUGUGAGCAUCG